Calidris pugnax (ruff) is the source of this 3237-nucleotide messenger RNA. Its product is annotated as zinc finger protein 160-like. Gene Ontology annotation, molecular function: DNA-binding transcription factor activity, RNA polymerase II-specific; RNA polymerase II cis-regulatory region sequence-specific DNA binding. The record is from RefSeq and is a predicted model, not a curated record. Gene Ontology annotation, biological process: regulation of transcription by RNA polymerase II. Lineage: Eukaryota; Metazoa; Chordata; Aves; Charadriiformes; Scolopacidae. The transcript has a single exon. The coding region runs from base 287 to 2167 and encodes 626 amino acids.
AGGAGAUGGAGUUUUACAAACAUCGUGUCCGCAAGCUGAGGUGGAAGGAGGCUGAGAAAUGAGGAAGACCACACACUGCAUGUUGGCCCAGAGCUGGCGUACAGCAGCUGCACCUUUUCCCUUAUGGGGAAUAAAGUGCAUCCACUGAAGUACACUUUGAUGUGUGUGUCCUGAUGGGUUUUGUGUCUUCCCAGACAGUCCAUCCCCAUAACAUUGUGGCUUUUUUGGUACCUGCUGGCUGCUUGGCAGUCCCACCACAAACCACUGGGUGUAGGGUGCUGCCACCAUGAAGGACUUGGUUAAGCACGUGGCGCUGAAGACCCACCCGUGUCAGGAGUGUGGCAAAUCCUUCAGCAAGAAGGGAAACCUGAGGAGACACCAGCGGAUCCACACAGCAGAGGAGCUCUUCACUUGCGGGGAGUGUGGGAGACGCUUCACCACCCGGGGCCACCUCACAACCCACCAGAGCAUCCACACAGGAGAGAGGCCUUUCUGCUGUGGGGAGUGUGGGCGCUGCUUCCGCCUGGAGAUAUGCCUGGCCGCCCACCAGAAGACACACGCUAAGGGUGGUCCCUACCUCUGCGCCCGCUGCGGCAAAAGCCUGAGCACAAAGAUCUACUUCAACAUCCACAUGCGGACCCACACGGAGAAGAGGCCAUUCGCCUGCACCGAGUGCGGGAAGAGCUUUGUGAAGAAGGGGACGCUCACGGCCCACAAGGAGAUCCACAAGCGAGAGAAGCCCUUCAAAUGCCCUGACUGCAGUAGGUGCUUUGGGCAAAGCGCCAUGCUGCUGGCCCACCAGAAGAUACACCUCCGUGGGGGACCUUUCAUUUGUACAGAGUGUGGGAAGAGCUUGAGCACCAAGCGGUAUUUCAAUGUCCACCAGAGGAACCAUGCUAAGCAAAAGCUACUUGAGGGACACACCAACGGUGUGUCUUUCCAGGUCAUCCAGCUUAAAGCAGAGCCUGAUUUUGCUUUCAUGUCAGAGGAGAAUAUGUUGGACAAUAUGUCCCAUGAAGGAGAUGUGGCCCAGGGGUGUAGCAUACCUAGAAACCCAUCUAAUCCCAAUAACCCUCCUUGGAAAAUCCAGAUGAAGGAGGAACCAGAUCCACUCACUGAUGACACAGCAAACAUUACUGCAAUAGCCUGCCAGAAACUUUACAUCAAGGAAGAGCCACCAGAAAACCCAGAUUAUGGAAAGCUCUUUGAUCCAAAGAUGCCACUGAUGGGCCAGGGGAGACAGGUUAAAAAGGAAGAAGAUGCUGAUGGGCAGUAUGAACAGGAAAUCCCCAUAGCCAGUAACCGGGUGCUUCAUAUGAAGGAAGAACCACAAGAAAGCAUUGAAUUUGGGAUGUAUUAUGGGCAGAAGCCAAACCUCAGUGCUAUCCAGAGGAUUCAAAUUAAAGAGGAAUCUGGUAUUGAGGUCAACCACGAGGAGAGCCAGAGCCCAAAGAGUAAGCAGAAGAAAUGCUAUCAGCCCACCAAAGAGGGGAUUCUGGAGAACCAGGAGAAAUCCAUGUCCAAGAAAGAUCCCUCAGCAAAAGGAACUCCCAAGGGUGGACGGAUCUUCCCCUGCCCCGAGUGUGGGAAGAGUUUCAAUCAGAAAUCCAACCUGACCAGACACAGGAAGAUUCACACAAGCGAGGGGCCGUACAAGUGCAGCGAGUGCGGGGAGAGCUUCCGGAUGAACCGCAAGCUGAUCCGCCACCAACGAGUCCACGUCAGCGAGCCCUUCAAAUGCACCGAGUGUGGGAAGAGCUUCACCCAGCGGUCAAACCUGGUUCGGCAUCAGAAGAUUCACACCAAGGAGGAGCCCUACCAGUGCCCUGAGUGCGAGAAGACCUUCAACCAGAAGGCCAACCUCUUCCGGCACCAAACAAUCCACAUCCGCAUGGGGCCUUGCAAGUGCACCAAGUGUGGGAAAUGCUUCCCUCAGAAGCGCCAUCUUAUUAAACACCAGCUGCUCCAUUCCCGAGGUGGGGCCUACAAGUGUGGGGUCUGUGGGAAGCGCUACCGGCUGAAGAAGUACUUGAGGAGGCACCAGAAAAUCCAUGCACGGGAAGGAACUGUUCCCCGUGCAAAACAGGGGGAGGGCACAAGGACUGGUGGUGGAACCCACUACACUGAGCAGACAGGAGACCUCAUGAAGAAUGAAGAGGAGAGUUGAGUGGGUCUGGUGCCUGCUUCUGGGGGAAAGCCCUUUGGGAGGGAUGGAGACAAACUCUGCCAGCCUUAUGUGUGCAGUAUUCGGGGGUGGGGAGGUCAACCUGAGGGGACAGAGCACUGCUGGAAAUUGGUCCUCUGAUGCUGUUUUCAGAGUACAACCCUGAGGGUAUCAACCUGCUCACAGCUGUGAGAUGGGACUGGAGAGCCAAGCCUCCUGAGAGCACUUGGAGAUGGAGGGGUAAGAGCUUAGCCCCCUUCAUAAUGGUAAUUUGUGCCUCUAAAGCCUGCCAAAGUUGUGGAUGCCAAAAUUGUCUUGUGUGGGCAAUAUUAAGCCAGGAGGACUGGGUAGGAUUUGUUUUUAUUGUAUUACUGUGUUUCUGAGAAAGUUGAAGGGGACCUCUCCCACUUAGGCAAAGGUUUAAAGCAAGGGCCCGCUCCUACUUCCCCCUCAUGUAGCUUUGAUCAACACCUUGAUCCUACUGGGAUGAAGGUCCCUAGUCAACUGGGUGGUAUUGGGAGAAACUACUGCCAGCCAGACCAGGGUUUUAAGCCUUGAAUCCCCCAAACCAGGCUCCCAGAUUGGCUUCUGGAGCAGAAAAGGCAGACAUCUAGGGGAAAACAACACGUUUAGGAUGUUCUAGGGGAGUCUAAGGGACACCCUUGUUAGAAAAAUGAGUCUGGGCCAUAUGGUGAGUAGAUGCUUCACUGUGGGACUGGGAAACCAUGUUCCUUGGGAAGAACAUGGGUGAGCCAAACCAGCAAAUGAAAACAGCCUCUGUUAGGCUUGCUGAGGGACAGAGGUAGAGCAGAGCCCUUCAGUGGGGAGAAAACAAUCACCUGAUGGCUGGUAUUUAUUUCCUUUUCAUUAGCCUAGUGAAGGGCUGUAGAGAUUUUUACCAGGAAGAAGUAGUUUGCCCGUUUUAUUAUUGUGUCCCUGCACAUAGAGAGUGCAGUGAGUCAAUGUCAGUAGCUUUCCCAGACAUCACUGGAUCUCCCAACAUUGACCGUGGUCAGUGUGGAUGCCCCAGCUUCUGGGGAAAAUCAGGGCUGAUAAUUUGUAGUAUCUCCUCA